Molecule: messenger RNA, 573 nt
Organism: Aspergillus terreus NIH2624
Lineage: Eukaryota; Fungi; Ascomycota; Eurotiomycetes; Eurotiales; Aspergillaceae
Exons: 1
Coding region: 1-573 (190 amino acids)
Source: RefSeq, a predicted model, not a curated record
AUGGCGCAUUGGUGCGGGACGGACGGACCUGCCUCGAGUAGCCUUUUCGAAUUGCCGCUGGGACAUGUCGAGCCGGCUGAGGCUCGCUGGUGGGCUGCAAUCCUUGCAGCUGGGAGUGGAUGGCGUGCCACCUUAUAUCGAGACGGAAAGGAAUACUCAGCCCCGUGGAGCUGCCAUCUCGCUAAGCACUCUUUUAUAUUAGGAUUGGGCACCGGCAUGUCAUCUUCGGCCUUCCAAAGCUGCAAGCCCCCCUCAUCAGCAGAGGCUCAAGCGUAUCUCUUCAACUUUGCACGGCUAUAUGACUGCUUCGACCAACUGCUUGCUGCAUUCCUUGCAUCCGUCACAGUCCCUUCGCAUACCCGGUUCGGGGCAGCGGUUGUAUUGCCUAGCCCGGUACACGGUGCCCAUCCUCGUGUACAGAGCACCGAGCCCAUGUAUGCCCCGAAACUACCAACUGCGAGCGAAAUCCCGCACUUUAUGGCAUUCUCAUGCAUAUCAAAUGUCGUAUCAUCGUCACUGGAUGGAUGUUCUGGAAACCUGGUAUCCCUUGUAACCUCGCGAGCGAAUGGUUGA